Molecule: messenger RNA, 1986 nt
Organism: Morus notabilis
Lineage: Eukaryota; Viridiplantae; Streptophyta; Magnoliopsida; Rosales; Moraceae
Product: putative cysteine-rich receptor-like protein kinase 35
Exons: 8
Coding region: 80-1876 (598 amino acids)
Biological process (GO): protein phosphorylation; carbohydrate metabolic process
Molecular function (GO): ATP binding; protein kinase activity; chitin binding
Source: RefSeq, a predicted model, not a curated record
AUCCUCAAUAAGUGUAGCUAGGAUUAAUGGCUUUGAUGGGCUAGACCUUUGUGGCAUCGAACCGAGCACGAGCUUGAACAUGACAGUUUUUGGAACCCUCUUGGAAGAGUGGCGAGUAGCCACAGAUUCCGAGGUGAAAACAAAGAACAAGCCAAGACUGCUCUUGGUGAUGUUGGCACAUCCUAGGCCGAGUUUGCACUCGGUGAGUUACCCGAUUGACGCGAUGAAGAAUAAUUUGGAUUGGGUUCAUAUAAAAUCAUAUGACUGUUCUAUGCCAACAAAGACUAAUAUCACUUUCCCUCAAGCUGCUUUAUAUGACCCUUCAAACCAAGGUAUUAACACCAACAAUUCACUCCAAGAAUGGCUAGACAGAGGAUUUCCUCCUAGUAAGCUUGUCUUGGGCUUGCCUUACCAUGGCUAUGCGUGGACCCUAGUGGACCCCAAAGACGAUCCAAUUGGCGCGUUUGCUUCCGGUCCAGCAGUUACCGCAGAUGGGUCCAUGGCCUAUAGAAUUGGGAAAAAUUGGAUUAACUACGAUGAUGUGGAGGCCAUCAGGGCCAAAGUUUCUUAUGCAAAGAAGAUGGGACUUCUCGGUUACAACGUGUUUCAGGUCGGCAACGAUGACGACAAUUGGGCGCUCUCUAGGGCAGCACAAGAGGAACUAGAUGGAAAUCAUCAACAAAACAAAAAACGAUUAUUGACUAUUGCUCUGGUAACAGCUGCUAUGCUUUUUCUCUUGCUCGGUACCGUCAUCUUUUGUUUUACACGAAGGAGAUUCGACUCAACAUGGAUUAGGAAAGUCCUCAAAAGUACGCUUUAUAGAACAAUAACUGGUUCAGAUGCUCGAGAUCUUAACAGCAAUACCCCUACGAAAGUAUUAAGCUAUGCGAGUAUCAAAGUAGCUACAAAUAACUUUUCAAGUCAAAAUAAGCUUGGAGAAGGUGGAUAUGGACCUGUGUACAAGGGUAAGUUUGCAAAUGGGCAAGAAAUGGCAGUAAAAAGACUUUCAAAAACAUCAAACCAAGGCAUUGAAGAGUUCAAAAACGAGGUUACACUUACUGCGAACCUGCAACAUGUAAAUCUAGUAAGAGUUCUCGGAUAUUGCACUGAGAAAGAAGAGAAAAUGCUCAUCUAUGAAUAUAUGCCAAAAAAGAGCUUGGAUUUCUACCUCUUUGACCCAGCAAGAAGGCAUAUUUUAGACUGGCAGAAACGUGUUAAUAUCAUUGAAGGGAUUACUCAAGGGCUGCUAUAUCUCCAAGAAUACUCAAACUUUACAGUAAUACACCGAGAUCUAAAAGCGAGCAAUAUUUUGCUAGAUGAUGAAAUGAAUCCAAAGAUAUCAGACUUUGGUAUGGCUAGAAUUUUCAGAAAGGAGGAACAUGAGGCAAAUACGGAUAGGAUUGUUGGAACACUAGGCUAUGUUCCCCCUGAAUAUGUAAAAAGAGGCAUAUAUUCAAUGAAAUAUGACGUUUAUAGCUUCGGUGUUACGCUUCUUCAAAUCAUUAGUGGCAGGAGAAAUACAUGUCUAUAUGGUUUAAAUGAAAAUUUAAACCUCUUAGAAUAUGCAUAUGAGCUGUGGAAAGAAGGUCAAGGCGUGCAGUUCAUUGAGUCAACACUAGAUGAUUCAUCUUCGACUUGCAAAAUACUAAGAUGUAUGCAGAUAGCUCUAUUAUGCGUGCAGGAAAAUCCUAUUGAUCGGCCGUCUAUGUUGGCGGUUUCGUCGAUGCUCAAGAGCGAAGCCGACGCCAUUGUUACCCCUAAGAAGCCUGCCUUUUCAAUUAAAGAAGAAGAUGGUGAACAUUGUAAGCUAAAAGUGAGGGAUGAAACUUGUUCAUUCAAUGAUUCAACAAUUUCCCAAGUGGUACCUCGUUCAUGAGACAAGCUGCUGUCUUGGUUGGACAUAUAUUACAUGUAAAUGAGACUUUUCCGGAUGUUGUUAUUUUUUUUAAAGUGAAUUAAAAUGACGAUAGAUGUGUUAAAAUCAAC